AUGCCGUCUGAACUGCGACGACCUACCCUCCGAUGGGGCAUCAUUGGGACCGGCCUCAUAUCGUCCUGGUUUGUGGGCGAUAUGGUUGUGCCACGAGCAGACGUAACCGCAACACAUGUCAUCCAAGCGAUCGGUUCAUCAUCAUCGGAGAAAGGUAGGGCUUUUGUCGAAAAAUACGGGGGCGACAUUAGUCCAUCCAUUUAUGGCAGCUACGAUGCGGUCUACGCAGACCCGGACGUAGAUAUCGUUUACAUUGGGAUCCCACAUGCCUUCCACAAAGAUGCAUGCCUGAAGGCGAUCAGCCAUGGGAAACAUGUCUUAUGCGAGAAGCCCUUUACCUUGAACGCACAGGAAGGGCAGGAGGUCUUCAAUGCAGCCAAAAAGAUGGGUGUAUAUAUAAUGGAAGCGAUGUGGACCCGAUUUAUGCCACUGACAGCUCAACUCCUACGAAUGAUCCAUCGGGAAAAGGUAAUCGGGGAUGUGCAUCGGGUCUUCUGUGACUUUGGUUUGGUCAUAGACCUGGACAGCUUGCCCGCUACCUCACGUCUGAAAGACCCGGCCUUGGGUGCGGGAGCACUGCUUGAUAUCGGAGUGUAUUCCCUGACCUGGGGAUUGUUAGGGCUGGACGAGGGUAUUGCGGGUACGGCAUUGAAACCGCAGGUCUUUUCGGCGCAGAGUAUCAGUCAGGGCAUUGACGUCGCGACCUCCAUUGUGCUGUAUUACCCACAGAAUGGUCGCCAAGGUAUUCUCACGUCGACCAUGAAGACCAAGUCGGACCCGGUGUUUGCCCGGAUCGAGGGAUCGCACGGUACUAUUCUCAUUGAGGGGAUCGCCACUUCUGUGCCACACCGGUUUACGGUCAUUCCCAGUGAUGCUACCGCAGAGCGCCAGGUUUACGAUGCUCCCCCGAAGGUGGGCAAAGGAUUUUUCUACGAAGCCGACGCGGUGGCACGCGACAUUGCCGCCGGUCGGGUGGAAAAUGCGACCAUGCCGUGGGGUGAGACGCUUCGGGUGCUGGCUCUGAUGGACGGCAUCCGGGCGGCGGGCGUUUCCCAGGAGGACUGA
Molecule: messenger RNA, 1065 nt
Organism: Penicillium daleae
Lineage: Eukaryota; Fungi; Ascomycota; Eurotiomycetes; Eurotiales; Aspergillaceae
Product: Gfo/Idh/MocA family protein
Exons: 3
Coding region: 1-1065 (354 amino acids)
Molecular function (GO): nucleotide binding
Source: RefSeq, a predicted model, not a curated record